ACUCUCUAUCUGUGCUGGAAAAAGGACUUUGAGAAACUGCAGCGAUGUCAGUCCAGGUUGUGGCAGCGAAAAUGGCAGAGGUCGAACUCAAAGACGUCCCCACCGGCAAAGACCUGGCGGCUGAAUCCCCGGUGACACCCACGUCGGAGGGCAAGAACCUCGCCAGAAACGACCCGCACGAGGCCGGUUCCUCUGCCGCUACGUCCCCUGCCGCGGAGCCCUCCGCGAAAGCCGGUGAAGGCAGCCUGGGCUUGCUCACCCCGAACCCCGCGAAGAUGCCCCAGGCGUCGGCUAUGAAGCGCACGGACCCGCAGCAGAACGGCGGGGAGGCUUUCGUCAACCGCGACGGAACCGUGGCCGAGGCUCCGCGGAUGAAAAAGAUUCAGUUUGCCGACCAGAAGCAGGAGUUCAACAAGCGUCCCUCCAAGAUCGGCCGGCGCUCCCUGUCCCGCUCCAUCUCCCAGUCCUCCACAGACAGCUACAGCUCAGCGGCGUCGUACACGGACAGCUCCGACGAUGAGACGUCUCCUCGGGACAAACAACAGAAAAACUCCAAAGGCAACGGAGACUUCUGCAUCAAAAACAUCAAACAGGCCGACUUCGGGCGCAGAGAGAUCGAGAUCGCCGAGCAAGAGAUGCCAGCGCUGAUGGCUCUGAGGAAGCGAGCCCAGGGGGAGAAACCCCUCGCCGGUGCCAAGGUGGUGGGCUGCACCCACAUCACUGCCCAGACUGCUGUGCUGAUGGAGACUCUGUCAGCUUUGGGGGCUCAGUGCAGAUGGGCGGCCUGCAACAUCUACUCCACCCAGAACGAAGUGGCAGCUGCCCUGGCAGAGGGAGGUUUCAGCGUGUUUGCGUGGAAGGGUGAGUCAGAGGACGACUUCUGGUGGUGCAUCGAUCGCUGUGUCAACGUGGAAGGCUGGCAGCCCAACAUGAUCUUGGAUGACGGUGGAGACCUGACUCACUGGAUUUAUAAAAAAUAUCCCAACAUGUUCAAGAAGAUCAAGGGCAUAGUAGAGGAGAGUGUCACCGGCGUGCACAGGUUGUACCAGCUGUCCAAAGCAGGAAAACUGUGCGUUCCAGCCAUGAAUGUCAACGACUCAGUUACCAAGCAGAAGUUUGACAACCUCUACUGCUGCAGAGAGUCCAUCCUAGACGGGCUGAAGAGGACCACAGACGUCAUGUUUGGAGGCAAACAGGUGGUGGUGUGUGGAUACGGAGAGGUUGGAAAAGGCUGCUGCGCUGCCCUCAAAGCAAUGGGCUCCAUCGUCUACGUCACAGAGAUCGACCCCAUCUGUGCCUUGCAGGCCUGCAUGGACGGCUUCAGGCUGGUGAAACUCAACGAAGUCAUCAGACAAGUGGACAUCGUCAUCACUUGCACAGGCAACAAGAACGUGGUGGUGAGAGAAUACCUCGACCGCAUGAAGAACGGCUGCAUUGUCUGCAACAUGGGACACUCCAACACCGAGAUCGACGUGGCGAGCCUGCGGACUCCUGAGCUGACCUGGGAGAGAGUCCGCUCUCAGGUGGACCAUGUAAUCUGGCCCGACGGCAAGAGGAUAGUCCUGCUGGCAGAGGGCCGACUGCUGAACCUCAGCUGUUCCACUGUGCCCACUUUCGUGCUCUCCAUCACUGCCACGACCCAGGCGCUGGCUCUGAUAGAGCUGUACAACGCCCCCGAGGGACGCUACAAGCAGGAUGUUUACCUGCUGCCCAAGAAAAUGGAUGAGUAUGUGGCCAGUCUACAUCUCCCCACAUUUGAUGCACAUCUCACAGAGCUGACUGAUGAGCAGGCCAAGUAUCUGGGCUUGAACAAGAACGGACCCUUUAAGCCAAACUACUAUAGGUAUUAAACCAGCGUUGGGGGUGAACUGAGGAAAUACUCCAUGAAUGGCACAGACUCACAGAGAAGAAGGAGGAAGAGGAGGAGGAGGAGGAAGAAGAAGGACGGACAGGAUAGUCAACUCACCUGCUUUAUAUCCGGGGCUGAGGGGGAGGAGCUCUGACCGAGCCCCAGGGGAGGGAAAAGGGGGGAAGGGACCGAGGGGUCGUGGCUUUUCCUUGCGCUUAUGGCAGUCGUUUUAUUUAUUCACACUUGACAACAGUAAUAAUAGUAAUAAUAAUAAUAACAUAAACCACUCUGUGGAGCUGCUCCUGCCAUUAGCCACGAGCUAGCUCCCCCGGAAGGCGUUUUUAUUUCCCUUCCACUCGUCUUUUCGCCAUCAUUAUCUCUUUAGAUGCUCAUUUGUGUGUCGAGUUGUAUGUAAGUCCUCCCCCACUCCCUCCCCAUUGCCAGAUCUUUUAUUGUUUAUCUAUUAAAGAUUAAAUUACUGACGCUAAAAAAAAAAAAAAGAUAUAUACUAUAUUAAAAAAAAACUUGAUUUAAAAAAAACAAACAAAAAAAUGCGUGUGAAUGAAGAUGACCUUUUGAAGAUUUAGUGACGGACGAUUAUUUUUUUUUCCUGUCAUUAUUUUUUUGUUGUUGUUAUUGUCUUUUCUUUUCUACUUGUGAUUUUGUUUUUCUCUUGUGUAAUAUUUGAAAGGGGCGGGGCUAGACGUAGUGGGCGGGGUCUCAGGGUCCAAUCAUAUCGUGUAUUUUAUUUGAUUAAGAUUCACGUUGUCUGUUUUUAAGCAUUUUUUUUUUUUUUUACAAUGCGUUCUGUCCCUUCGGAUCAGCCUGUAGGUUUUUUUUUUGUUUUUUUUUUUAAGAAACAUGACUGGAUGGUGACCGGUUCUUCCCACCUGUCACUCAAACCUGCAGUGAAACCAUCUCAUUGGCUGCCUCUUUCUCCACGUCCAGCUGCUCGCAUCAUGGAGAGAAGUAAUUUUCAUUUAGUCUUUUCCUUUAACGAGAAUGACUUUAACGCAUUAGAAGCAUGGCAGGCUGUCGGAUCAUCACAAGGGUAUACUGUAUAUUUAGAUAUUUAUAUAGAAAUUAAGAUUUUUCUAUCUUUUUUUCCUCUUUCCGCGCCAUCUAAUAUCAUUACUUUUUGAAAGGCAAAAAAAAAAAUCAACAUGUCAUACAGAUAAGCAAUUAAAUGUUCUAAUAAUAAGUGUAUUAAAUGGACUCAAACUCUCAUUUUUGAAUACUGUGACAAAAAAUAUUUACAGAAAGUUGUUGCCAGGUCGGUACUUCUACAGAUUCCUGCUAUCAGGUCCUCAUUAAACAGUAUGGUGCUGUUAGGAUUUACUGUGCUGACCAUACACAAACAACACAGCAACGCUUUGGUACUCACAAAAUCUGAUCUAUUUCUUUAUUUCCAUCCAAGAAACACAUUUAGCAUUACUGCAAAUUGGUGUGCAUUGGCCUUUAGAAGUGGAUUUUCCGAGUGUAACGAGCUGCCAUCCUCUGCAGCUCGUCCCCAGCUGACCUGACAGUCGAAAUUAGAAAAGUCCUGACGGUGAUUUCACCUGACUGCCAAGCGUCCGGCCCGCUGCUACACCGGCUCUGCACCUGAUUCUCUGCUCAGCCUGCCGGGAAACGCUGCCAGCUCAACUUUAACAGAGCGAGAUCAAACAAAAACACACAAAUAUAUAGUGACUCAUUAUCCAGGUCCAAAAAAAUUCACUGUACUGCAUUACAUCCUUUGAACAGGUAGAAAAAGCACAAAAAGCUUUGUUUACCAGCUGAAUAAACCCAUUUUCUCGCUCAAAAAUUCACAUUUGCCUGCACAUUUCAAUUUAGUUUUUGUGACUGAUUAUAAAACUAACCAAAGCCUUUAAAGGAAUAGUUUAACAUUUUGGGAAAUCAUUAAAAAAAAAAGAAGGAAUGAUAUACUGAUAUACACUCCAACAUAGUAGGUAGCAGUGUUAGCAUUGGUGUCCUGCCAUAAAAAUAAGAUUUUCAAUAAUUAUCGCGAUAUUAUUGUGAUUUCUUUUGCCCGCGAUAAUCUUAUUGUGAAAAUCUGCUAUCAUGACAACCCCAUUUCCCACAGUGUCAAACUCUUCCUUUUGUUUACUGCAAAAACAAGUCUGAAAAAAAAUUUAAAAGGUGGAUACGCCACAGUGGAAUAAAACCCCAUAUUGUGUCACAGUCCGGUGUCACACUGUUCCCUGCCAAUGUUUGUGCGUUUUUUCUGUCUCCUUGUGCUGUUGGGAAUCUCCUUUUAUUUUGAAGUAGUGCGAUCUGUCGUCUGGGUGUUCUUCAACCUGUUGUCUUAUUUCUUUUUUUUUUCCCCCUCUCGUGCGUUAACGUCUCUUGAGAGAAAGCCGAGGUGAUUAUAGAUGAUGUGAGAGUGUCUAAAUGUCUCUCUGUAUUUGUACACAUCCUUUUUUUUUUUUUGUAGGCCAUAGUUGCUUUGUUAACAGCUGCCUCAGGAUCCUAGCCUGUGCGUUAGGGGGAAGAAACCGUUCUGUUGGCCGCUGCGCUGACCGACUCAUGGGUGGGCAGGGGAAGACACCAGCAUCGUAUAUGUAUAUACCUACUAUAUACAGAUAUGACAACCUUUAAAAGUAUAGGAAAGUAAAAGAAGAAUCGACUCCUGUAUUUAUUGUUGUAAAUCCUCAUACAGUGCAAACUGGCGAAAAUUCUCAAACAUGUUUUAAGUUGUCUAAUAAAGAAAAAAAAGAACCCUAUGUUUAAAUAUUGCAAGUGAUAAUGGUAGAUGAUGAGCAAUAAUUAAAAAAUUCUGUAAUCUUAAUGAAUAAAAAUGUAAAAAUUGUAA
Messenger RNA from Stegastes partitus (bicolor damselfish), 4661 nucleotides. It is a transcript of the gene ahcyl2b, whose product is annotated as adenosylhomocysteinase like 2b. Gene Ontology annotation, biological process: L-methionine cycle. The transcript has 17 exons. Gene Ontology annotation, cellular component: cytosol. The record is from RefSeq and is a predicted model, not a curated record. Lineage: Eukaryota; Metazoa; Chordata; Actinopteri; Pomacentridae. The coding region runs from base 45 to 1850 and encodes 601 amino acids.